Molecule: messenger RNA, 1710 nt
Organism: Carlito syrichta (Philippine tarsier)
Lineage: Eukaryota; Metazoa; Chordata; Mammalia; Primates; Tarsiidae
Product: secretory carrier-associated membrane protein 1-like
Exons: 2
Biological process (GO): protein transport
Cellular component (GO): recycling endosome membrane; trans-Golgi network membrane
Source: RefSeq, a predicted model, not a curated record
AUGUCGGAUUUCGACAGCAAUCCCUUCGCGGACCUGGAUCUCAACGACCCGUUCAAACCUCCACCAGAUAGUGUGAAGAUGCCUAAUGUACCUAAUACGCAGCCAGCAAUAAUGAAACCAACAGAGGAACGUCCAGCUUAUACACAGAUUGCAAAGGAACAUGCACUGGCCCAAACUGGACUUCUUAAGCGCCAGGAAGAACUAGAAAGAAUAGCUGCAGAAUUCGAUCGUCAAGAACGAGAAAUGCAAAACCUCAGUCAACACGGCAGAAAAAAUAAUUGGCCGCCUCUUCCUAGCAGUUUUCCUGUGGGACCUUGUUUCUAUCAGGAUUUUUCUGUAGACAUUCCUGUAGAAUUCCAAAAGACAGUAAAGUUUAUGUACUGCUUGUGGAUGUUCCACGCUGUAACACUGUUUCUAAAUAUCUUCAAAUGCUUGGCUUGGUUUUGUGUUGCAAGAGCGGUUGAUUUUGGUUUGAGUGUCCUGCGGUUCUUGCUUUGUACUCCUUGUUCAUUUGUCUGUUGGUACAGACAACUUUACGGAGCUUUCAGGAGUGACAGUUCAUUCAGAUUCUUUGUAUUCUUCUUCGUCUGUAUUUGUCAGUUUGCUGUACAUGUUCUUCAGGCUGCAGGAUUUCAUAACUGGGGCAAUUGUGGUUGGAUUUCAUCCCUUACUGGUCUCAACAAAAAUAUUCCUGUUGGAAUCAUGAUGAUAAUCAUAGCAGCACUUUUCACAGCAUCGGCUGUUAUCGCACUAGUUAUGUUUUAAAAAGUACAUGGACUAUAUCGCACAACAGGUGCUAGUUUUGAGAAGGCCCAACAAGAAUUUGCAACAGGUGUGAUGUCCAACAAAACUGUCCAGACCGCAGCUGCAAACGCAGCUUCGACUGCAGCAUCUAGUGCACCUCAGAAUGCUUUCAAGGGUAAUCAAAUUUAGAGAAUCUUCAAACAAUACCUGUUACCUUUUGACUGUACUUUUUUCUCAAGUUACUGUAUUCUACAAAUAUUUUUAUGUUCAAAAUACACAGUACACACAGCAUGGAUAUUUCCUGUUCACUUGUGCAUGAGCUAAAACCAGAAAAACUUCCUUGUCUUAUUUACUUUACCUAAUUGUUUCUUAAUAUUUCAGUGCCCCUAGCAGAAAAAAUAUUACAUGCUAAUUAAAUACUCUCCAUAUUUUUUGGGGGAUGAUGUUCAGCAACUUAUUUCAGUGGUGACACACUGAAAUUAAUAUGGUACUUAUGAUUAAUAAUGCAUUUAAUACUAACUGCAGUAGUUCUUUCAAGAAUCUUUAGAAAUAAGAAUUGCACAUUGAAACAGUACAGCUAUGUUUCAUUCCUUUCCCCUAUUUAUAUUGAAAGAAAUAGGCCAACAGAGACUUAAGGAUUUUUAAAUUGGCUUGCUUUUUAGCAGUUUCAGUCACCAGUGAAAAGCCUGUGUGCAUUUUGUAGUAGAUAAUGUAAAUUUUAUCUUAUUUUCUUUUUUUAGAGUAGUUGAUAAUUUGAUAACAAUCUCUGAUUUUGCAUGGGUACCACCUUUCUUAAACUAAAAGAAUUAGUAUUUGGGGUUCUGUACUGCAUAUGUUUGUAGGAUGCAGGGGUUAAUGGAAUCAUAAAAGUGAUUUUCUGUAAUAGUUUCUUUUAAAUAAACAUUCAUUGAGGUACAAUAUGAUAAUUUAAUAUAAUAUGCAGUACAUUAUCCAAAAGAGGAGGUG